AUGAAUGGGGUAUACAUCAUGAUAUGUAUCGACUAUCGACUUGUGAAUAACUUCAUCCAGAUGUCUAGUUACCCGUUACCUCUCCUCGACGGCUUUCGGUCUCGAGAAGACGCUCUGGUUCAUGAGCCUGGAUAUGGCCAGCGGGUUUGGGCAAUCAAGAUGACCGAAAGGUCCAAGUUGAUUUCGGCUGUCGUAUCUCUGUUUGGACACUUCCAGUGGAUUCGAAUGUCAUUUGGUCUGAAAAAUGCACCCCUGAUCUACCAGCAAAUGAUUAACAAUUGCCUGUGA
Phytophthora megakarya is the source of this 288-nucleotide messenger RNA. The record is from the annotation of a GenBank genome assembly. Lineage: Eukaryota; Oomycota; Peronosporomycetes; Peronosporales; Peronosporaceae.